UAUCUGUACCGAACAACACUCGGUGGCCACAAAAGCUCGAUUCGGCGCCAUCGAAAAAGUGGUUCUGAAGUCUAUGACUGGAGACACAUCGAUUGUACCGUGUAGAGAUGGGCGUUCACGGCUGGAAUUGGUUUCUGAAGGAGGAAGGAUGGUUGCCGGAUACGCGGCAAUCGUGUUGCUCACAGUCAUUGUGGAGGAAUCCCUCCAGCUUGAGUGAAUCGGAUGCGUUCGCAUCGCGGAUCGUUCCCAUUCCGGACCGCUCCGUGUUGCAUGUUGAUGGAAACGGCUUGGCAUUUUUCUUGCAUCGUGCUGCGUACGCGCGCCACCUCGCGAAGGUGAUCAAAGGCGGAAAUAACAAGCAAUUGCGGGCGCACUCUAAAGCUUGCACAGUGCCCAAACAAUCCUUGUCGACCGAGCAAGUGCGUCGGCUUUUGCCCAACUUUAUGCCUCUCACGCUACUAUCGGAUGCUGUUCGGGAGUUUGCGUCUCAACUGCAGGAUAAGCACGGCAUGAAGUUGUUGGUGUACUGGGAUGGUGAACAACGGCGAGUUUUCAAGCACGAGACGGAUAAACAUCGUCAGACGCGUCGACCCGAGGAAUGGUCCAACGUUCAGCACUACUGCCAGUACGGCAUGAUGCCAGCGUCGAAAACAAUUUGUGAAUGGGAGUACGUGUUUCCAAAGAGCCGACUAUUCACCACGCAGAUUAUGAACGUACUACAAACCUGUGGUGCAGAAACGAUUCAUUGCGAAGAAGAGGCCGAUCACAUUAUCGCCGAGCGGGCUUCCAACAACCCGAACCACUAUGUUCUCGGCAACGACUCAGACUUUUGCUUUUUUCCGAACGUGAACUAUAUUCCGUUCGCGACGCUGGAUGCACAACACAACACGACCACGGCCUGUGUUAUUCGUCGAGCAGAGAUUGCGGAAUCCAUUGGUCUUCCGGAGGAGCUCAUGGUUGAGUUAGCCAUCCUAAUGGGGAACGAUUACGUGGACCCUCGAGGCGCCAAGCUGAAUUUCCAUUCUCGCAAUGUUUACGAUCUAGUGGAGCAUCUUCGGGAUCAGGUGGAGAGUUAUCGAGUCACUAGCCAGGUGGCCGAGAUUGAGGAGGCUCUGCGCUUUAUCCGGAUUCUCUACAACUUUGGUGAUUUGUCGGAAUUUCCGUUCGACGAACGUGACUCGGCUGGCCGGGUCAUUGAUGAGAACGAUAUGGCCUGUGAUAGCAUUUUGGAUAACAUAGCUCUGCGUCCGACGAUUCCAGACGAGGUUCCUCUCGAAUUGGCAAAACUUCGUCCUUUCUCAGAUAUCUCCAUAAAGGACGCCGCUCUCCCUGAGCAUCUGGAUGUUUUUCGGGAUAUGGCUCUGACAAAAUGCGCGAGUCCCGGGAUUCAAAAAGGAGCCUGGCGUCCUCUAUGGGAAGAUGUACCGGCGGCAUAUUUGAUUGAAAAGAUUGUUGCUCAUUCCUUUGAGGAAAGUGGCGAGUCUCCUGUAGUGCGGGUCUACGAUCCCUUUCAGAUAUUUGAUCAACAUAUAUUUCAUGAUUGUUUACGCCAGCGAAGGGCACAUGAAAGGACGCGAAAGAAAGACCCUGUGUCUAAAGCGGUCGAACCUUCGAUCAAGCCAAGAACAUCAACAGGGGAAGAGCGAUUAGUUCUUCCGGUCGAUGAACACGAGGAAAUCAUUCUUGCAUCGGUGCGCACGAAUCGAGUAACUAUUAUUCAAGGUGAAACUGGAUGUGGGAAGUCAUCUCGCAUCCCGAUUAUGCUUCUGAAAGCACCGUGCCCGAUCCCGACGAUGAAUCAGUCGAAAAUGUACAUUUCCCAGCCUCGUCGCAUCGCAGCGAAAGCACUAGUCGAGCGAGUUCGAUCUGUCGAGCCGGAGUUAAAGAAUGCCAUCGCUUUGCGAAUGGGGCAUGGAGUUUGCGAAUACGAGUCAAAGAAAACAAGGGCAUGGUUCGUAACAACUGGAUACCUUGUACGAGUGUUGGCGAAUCAUCCUGAAAAAUUUGAUCGCAUCUCGUAUUUGGUAAUUGAUGAGGUACAUGAGCGUUCGGUUGAUACCGACAUACUUUGCCUUCUCUGUCGUCGUCUGCUAAAAGUUAACCAAAACAUUCGUCUGGUUUUAAUGUCAGCAACACUGGCUGCGUCUCUCUAUCAGGAGUACUUCAAUACCACUGAGCCCCCAAUUAAAGUAGGGGCUCGUCGGUUUCCCGUCAAGGAGGUUUUCCUGGAAGACCUGCAAGAACAGGUGGCAUUUUCGCAAAAGGAGGAGAAGACAGUGAAUCAACUCGCAAGCGAGUGCAACAAAAUGAAAUGUGCGAAGCCACCAUCACUGAGCUACAUGGAAAAAAUUUUCUCUCUUGUUUCGCAUAUCGCCAUGUUUGUAGGUCGACCUGGAUCUUCAGUACUCAUAUUUGUUCCUGGAAUGAACGAAAUCGUCGCCAUUACCGAGCUUGUGGAACAGCUAUUUAAACCGGGCGUCAGGUUCACUUGCUUUCCGAUCCAUAGUGAUAUUCCGUUUGAAGACCAGAUGAUUGUUUUCGAUGCUACUGCAGAAGAUGAGGUCAAAAUCAUUAUCGCAACAAAUGCUGCAGAGAGCUCGGUAACGCUUCCUGAUGUUGAUCAUGUCAUCUGUCUAGGGCUUUGUAAACAAAUCGUGUACAACGAAGCUUCGCACAGACAGAUUUUGAUGCCUACAUGGAUAUCGAAAGCGAGUGCAACGCAAAGGGCUGGACGAACAGGCCGACUCCGACCUGGAACUGUUUAUCGUAUGUACACUCGAGAAGUUUACCGUCAUUACAUGGAUGAUUUCGAACCAGGGGAGAUGGUCAGAAUUCCUCUUGAUUCCGUCAUUCUCAUGUUGAAAGAAAUGCUGUCCGACGAGGACGUCACAAAAGUGCUCCUGGAUUGUCUUGAACCGCCCAACAUUGCAACAAUCGACCGCUCAUUUCAAAGCCUCUACAAGUGUCGAUUUAUCACUUCGGCAGAAGGCGACUGCGAGAUUACCUCACUUGGAUCAUUCGUUUUGGCUAUGGGAGUUGAUCUUUUGCUCGGGUCGCUUGUUGGUCUUGGUAUACAGUUUGGAGUAGGCGCUGAAGCUGUUCAGAUGGCCGCCGUUCUUUCCUUUCCCAAAACUCCGUGGAUUAUGUCAAACCCUCUGAUUCAUGAAAGUAAGGAUUACAACGAAAUGACCACAAAAACGUACGUGUCCCGGUGCCAUUUCGACGCAAACCUUUUCUCUGAGCCCUUGUCGGCGAUGAAUCUAAUUUGGGAAUUUGAACAAGCAAAAAAUCAAGCAAAUUGGUGUUGGAAAUUCGGUAUUUCCUAUCCUCGGAUCAAACGGCUAGCUGCCACCAGUUCCAAUUUUAGACGCCGUGUGGCUGAUUUUCUCAGUAUCUCGACGAAUGACUUGGAAUUAGACGCUCCACCACUUUUCAUGCCUCAUUCGAAAGUGACGCUUUUGCGUGUGAUCCAAGUUUGGGUAUUCAACGAUUCAAUUAUUGAAUGUCGCCCCAGACCUUUCACGAAAGGAGUCUCAGGCGACAAGAUGAGAAUAGAUCUGGGGAAGAAUAGCAAAAGAAUUGAUGACGAGCAUCUCCAUCAAAUUCUUAGCAAGGGUCGCCAUCCUUUCGCUCUUCAUGGAUAUCAAGAGAUCGAACAAAGGGGUUCUUUCGAAAUACAAGGUGCGAGCUCUGAUAGUGGUAUGGUGAGCGGAGAUUUUGAGGAACGGUUUCUAUCCUAUGCCGUCGAGAAAGAAAUAAACGUCGCCUGGAUUACUUCGCCUUCAUCUUUUGUCCUAUAUGUCCGUGCGGAGUCCUCUAAAUCCAAGCGCUUUGCCGAAAUCUUGACAACCAUGCGACAAAGCCAAUUCAACGAAUCUUCAAAAUUUGCCUUUGAAAGCUCGAACAAGAAAGGAAGGGGAGAGAGACCAGCAGGGAUGUGGAGCUUUGCCGAUGUAACCGAUGGAAGGAAAGAAACAGGGACAAUUUUUAAACGCUUUAUGACAGAAUCUUUGAAUCAGUCUCAGAGAAGAUUUUUUACAAAAGCCCUUUGCGAUUACCUGGAAUCACAACCUGCGCUCAGUGGUGUUUCCUGUGAUUUGCUGAAAAAUACAGCCAAACCGAUUCAAAAGUUCUCGAUUGUUUCUCGGGGGAGGAGCAACGCAAUCUCGCCUGUUGAUCUGAACGAUUUGUUUGCAGCAUCCGGGAUAAUUACAAGCAAGGUAGUCAAGCAAGGUAACCAAGCGAUCAUUUUCUCCAACUCUCCUAGCAUGCCACUCGAAUGCGGAACAAAAGGAAAGCACUCGGCGAGCGUUGAAUCUAGCUGGGACCGCCCCAUCUUUCAUCCCAUUCCAGAAGGUGCUAGAAUUUUAUCCAUUCUGGCCUCUGGACGGAGGAAGGAGCAUGUAGUGCGCCUAAGCUCUUUGCCAUCUAAGGACACACUGGCGAAUGGAACCUCCCCGGAUAGCCUCGAUAUCUACAUGGAGCCUGGCACCACGAAUGUUUCUAAGCGCUGGAAACGUUUUAACACGGCCAUCUCUGUUUACGUUCAGGAAAAUUCCGUGCCUGCCUCAGCACUUCCAAUGAAUACAGAGGCUAUUAUGUAUUGUUGCUGUGCUAACACCCUUGAGGUCAGAGGGGGCGGUUUACGUGUAGAAGGCCUUACUUUGUUGCCACCUGGACGCCCCUUUCUCCUGCUAUGUCGUUUGGCAUUUGGGCUUUUCCAUCAGAAGCAUUCAGUAGAGGGAACACUGGAGGAUACGUGCUUGCAGUGGGUAUUGCAGGAUCUUGGUAAUGAUUCGACUUUAGGCCUUUCGCAGGACGAGAUGAAAAUUCGGAUUAGAAAAGCUAUGUCAUUUCACCGCUCAGUUGGUGACCUAGGAGAACAACUUGUGUGUUUUGACACGAAAGUCGCACCUCUUUUGGAAGUUUUUGAUGGGGUCGAUGGGUAUGAAUCAAAGGUGUGGAAAGAUCUGAAGAAUAAUCCUAUGACAAGCGACAACCUUAAGGCGUCUGCAACAAAGUCGAUCGAUUGGAAGAGCCAGUCAGCUGAGCUCGUCGAAAUGCGAACGCUACCGAAGCAGCAUGCCAGUGAUCGGCUGGUUUCCAAAAAAUGUGGUGAAUUCGAUUUAAAAAAACGAAGUCCCAAGAAGGACGAGUCUUCUGGUGGGGACACGGAUGAUGAUCUCCAAAGGAUACUCGCAGCGACUCAACACUUAUCCGACGAAAAAUGUUUGAACCAUCAAGCAGAGAAAGUAAAGGCCAAAAACCGGAAGAAGCGCGCAUCUAAGGGCAAUAGGGUGGUCCCUUCCAUUGAACCUGUCAUCUUCGAGCAGAUCACAAAUCCGUUCGAACUUGUUCCGCAAAGCUUAUUCCUGACGGAGCUACCUGACGGAGUUGUUCCUAUUGCCAACGAGCUUCACUCUACAAACAUCUUGGCGCUUGUUAUCCAGCAUUAUAUGAUGCAUCUCAAAGACACAAGGGACCCUCCUUAUUGUUUCGAAGGAGAUUGGUCACUUUACCGUGGGGAGCUGGAGGGUAAACAGUACUUCUAUGCAAGGUUUCUAAAUCGAAGUAUACUCUACAGGAAACAGGCGAACGGUAUACAAGCCAAGCAAUUUAUAGUUCCUAAAUGGAUACGAGAAAAUGAACCGCGCCCCUCAUCGGUAAAGGACGCUAUCAAUUGUCUCCCUCCAAGGUUCUCUGAGUUGCUAGGAAUAUCUGUAGCUGCUAUUGAUGGUUGCAACAUACUGCUUUUCUCAGAUGUGACUUCCGCGAUGCGAAUGGAAUCGGCAUUUUGGCUUGAACGACAUUUUCGUUCGUCUGCGAUUCAUUGGUACGAGCAGUCUCCUAUAGGUGCAACAACAGCCAAUUCUUUGUAUUUCGAAAGUUGUACCGUCAAAGAUGCCUCACCAGGGGUAGCGUAUCAGGAGUCCGAUUGACUUGGGUCACGCCAUGGCAUAAGGAGCGACGGAGGCACGACCAUACGCACUCUAGAGUCAUCAUCUGUCCUUAGAGCAAGAAACGAAAUCGGAGUCUCCUUCGAAGUGACGGACGUUUCCGUCAAGUUGAAUAUACGGAUCGAAAGCAUCGUCAUACAUGCGUGAAUUGAAUGCCAAAUUAUAACCAAAAGACUACAUCCCACUAUGUAACUCUUCGCAACUUCCAACGGAUCCUCUUUUUAUUAGUCGUUGAAAUCUGACUGGGAAGGCGAUGCAGAGAUAUCCUACUAGGAUUGCCGUUGUCCUUGAAUUGAGGUGUCAAUCCCUUCGUACUCUUGCCAUUCGUGCUUAUAUCGACUAAUGUACGCCAAAUAUUCUUCGUGCUCAUCCAGCAUCAUGUUUUCGGCAACUUCGUCUUCAUGGUAAAUUUUGCCUUCUUGAAAAUUUUGUAUCCACGAAGCCCGAAUUGACACCAAAGCCAUUGUCACAACUCCAACGCUGAGGAACAAGACGAAAGCCCAGCUGGAAGCAGCCAUCCCCGUUGUACACAUAGAGUCGUGUAUUGCUUCGUGAUAGAUAGGCUGGACUCGGCUACAUCCGAGCGAACUUGACAUGCUAUGGAACGCUGUUCGAAUAAGUGUCAUGAGCCUUGCAGUGUCGCGAGUAUCCACGAGAAGCUGUUCUAUUUUUUCCCCACCGCACAUUUCAACGAGGUUGAAACGACCCGCUGCAUCUACUGACGAAAGAUGACGCCACGUGAUGUCAACGGCUACUUGAACGUUGGCUUCCAAUCCCAAGAGUAUGCUAGAAGGAUCACUUGCAUCGCAUCCUUGCGUAAUUGCCGCAACAAACGCACCGACGAGACCACCUUGUUCUACCCCUUUCGCCUGCAUAAUGUGAUGAAUGGUUUGUCCAGGAUAGCCACUAGCUUCACCUUGAGUACAAGCGUCAUUUCCCAUGGCUGCAACCAGUGCCGAUAUAACGGCUACGAUCCAGCAGCAGCAAGAAGAAAAAAUAAACAUGGGAAGUACGCCAUACGACAGGAAAAGCUGAAAGCGAAAGUUCGAUUCUUUUUUCCAAGAAAGAACGACACCAAACAGUGCAAAGGCAAUAAGAGUACUGACUCCAAACAAAAGAGUAGGUACAACCCAAAAAAAUGCGCGAGCUCCAUCUGAUACCACCUCGAGAAAGUUGAUUGAUUCUUCGAUACCAAAAAGUACUCUGUCAAUAUCAUAUAGGGAUCCUUUUAUCGUCUCUUGGAGGACCACAUACUCCCCCCCAAAUAGAUUAAGCAUGCCGCCAAUAUCAACCCCCAGCUUAGUUCUCAAUUCUUGUUCGGACGAAAGUGGGCAAAGAAGGUCGACGCUUGCAGGUAUCGUCUGGAUGAAAAAGAGAGUACCAUUGAUUGCUCUUUCGGCAGUACUCGCCCAUACUGUUGCUUGAUCCAAUACUUCUUGAGCAUCUGAUAGAUAAGCACCCACAUCAUUUGUUGUCUUGUUGAAA
Phaeodactylum tricornutum CCAP 1055/1 is the source of this 7442-nucleotide messenger RNA. RefSeq lists its product with no specific name. Lineage: Eukaryota; Bacillariophyta; Bacillariophyceae; Surirellales; Neidiaceae. Gene Ontology annotation, cellular component: intracellular anatomical structure. Gene Ontology annotation, molecular function: RNA binding; ATP binding. The record is from RefSeq and is a predicted model, not a curated record. The transcript is spliced from 5 exons. Bases 108 to 5939 code for a protein of 1943 amino acids.